Messenger RNA from Linum tenue, 420 nucleotides. The record is from the annotation of a GenBank genome assembly. Lineage: Eukaryota; Viridiplantae; Streptophyta; Magnoliopsida; Malpighiales; Linaceae.
CGUGAUUUAUGAUAAUAAUUUGAUGAAAUGGGUUUAAUGGCACUGAGAGAAGAAAGCUGUGGCGUCUCUGAUGCGUUCUUCUUCAGUUACGGGAUAACAGGGGAGAAGAAGAAGAAGAAGAAGAGACUUAAAACUAAAAAGAAAAAGAAAACAAAAACUGGUGGGAAUGGGAUGGAAUAUGUUCUGUUAUUCGCCCGGGGAUUGGCGGGAGAGAGGUCAGGAAGUGGCGCGAGGAUGGAAACGUGCGACCAAGUCAAGUCAACUCUCUCUCUCUAUCUCUCUCUCUCUCUCUCACUAAGCACCAACAUUCUCCUCCACGUAAAUUAAUGUCUAACUAAUUAAUUAAUCCCCAUUUUGUAUAAUCAAUUCCUUUGUUUAUCAAUUUACAAUUUGGCAAACGUGUCCAUGAAUGAAAUUAAG